Messenger RNA from Lichtheimia ornata, 210 nucleotides. RefSeq lists its product as uncharacterized. Bases 1 to 210 code for a protein of 69 amino acids. The transcript is spliced from 3 exons. The record is from RefSeq and is a predicted model, not a curated record. NCBI's taxonomy places the organism in Eukaryota, Fungi, Mucoromycota, Mucoromycetes, Mucorales, Lichtheimiaceae.
AUGGUACCUCUGGCAGCAACAGGAUACGGAUCUCAAAGCAAGAAUGCUGUAUGGUUGGCUCAAUGUGAAACAGCAGCAGCACAUACUGGAUCGGAUGGAUACAAGGUUAUUUGCAAGCAUCAAUGGAAUGGUAUUGGGAAUACCACAGUGGCAGAGCCUCUUUCGGCAUUACUAUUAUCAAGGCUGCACGUCAAGGAUGUCAUUGUAUAG